Molecule: messenger RNA, 1215 nt
Organism: Coccinella septempunctata (seven-spotted ladybird)
Lineage: Eukaryota; Metazoa; Arthropoda; Insecta; Coleoptera; Coccinellidae
Product: venom allergen 3-like
Exons: 2
Coding region: 11-1102 (363 amino acids)
Cellular component (GO): extracellular region
Source: RefSeq, a predicted model, not a curated record
AUCAAACUGGAUGUCACCGAUUGACGGAAUGGCAAUAGUCGUUUCAAUAUACAUCGCAAUAACCCAACUAACAACGAUAAAAGUAGCAGCAAGAGAGGUGCCCUUCUCAAAGUACCGCGACCUCCUGACCAGAAACUACUCAAAAAGAUGGCUGCUCCAUAUGUCGGAACGGCAGUCCUCCACCAACCCCUAUUGUAACAUAUGCUGCCUGAACAUAACCACCAACGGAAUCCUGAAAGACUGCGGCUAUCACACUCUCUGCAUUUACAAGAAAGACGAAACUCGUCCUCAUUGCAGAGGAUUCAUGGCCGUUAAAUUCACGGAAGGCGAGAAAUAUAUGAUUUUGGACGCACACAAUACAGUUAGGAACAAGGUGGCUUCGGGCAGUGAGAAAAGAGGUGCCAAUGGGUCCCAACCUAGCGCGGCUAACAUGAGGAGGCUCGAAUGGGAUAACGAAUUGGCCUCAAUAGCACAGAGAUGGGUGGCGCAAUGUAGUCCAAUGCCAGACAGGUGCAGGGACGUCGAGAGGUUCCCGGUUGGGCAGAACAUAGCUUUUGAUUACGCUUCCAAAAGCAACCAUCUCAGUUUCAUACUCAACUGGUCCGACAAAGUGAAUUUAGUGAACAAAGCCACCCUAUCAGCCUUCUCUCCCACCCUACACUCGGACGUGAGGGAGUACACGCAGCUCGUGUGGGCCGAGUCGUACAAGGUGGGCUGCGCACGCGCAGUCUUCCAGUCAGAUUGGGGACCGGACGUGGUAUACAAGGAAAUGCUGGUGUGCAACUACGGCCCAUCCGGGAACAUACCCGGACAGCCCGUUUACAUCAGGGGAAGCCCCUGUAGCGCAUGCUACGUCGGUACAAAAUGCGAAGCGGAGUAUCCGUCAUUGUGCGGCAGAUCUGGCACUAAUGAAAUCGCAGAAAUCACCCGAAAACCCGAUUCAGACACGAGAGACAUCAAGAAGACGACCGCGGAUGAAGAUACAUGUGCAUUAGAUUCAAAUAAGAAUUACAACGGCGAAGUAUUGAAAUUUAAUUUUGCAUACAAAACUUAUACAUUGUUGUUGCCUAUAGGUAUAUUAUAUGAUUACUGUAUAUACUGAGAUGUAUCUAGUUUCAUUGGCUAGAAUGAAUAGAACAUAAUUUAUAGUUUUAAGCUGUAACGAAUUAUAUCAAACGACUGAUUUCAGUCAUUAUACUCAAAUAUAAAUUAUAC